CAAUCUUACAUCUCGCCUAAUUGUUGAUGUUAUGUUAUAUGCUGUCUCAAUGUGUUUUCAACUAGUUUUGGUGAAACUACUAGGGUUGAGAUCCUCCAGAGUUCCUUUGUGACUCCACCUUGGAGUUACUAAAAUCUUAUCCAUUCAUUUUUGAAAGAUUGGAUUUUUACACAUCAUCAAAAGUUUAAAUAAACUUUGACUAUUCCAUUUUGGUAUCUAUUUAAAUUAUUGAUAAUGUAUCAAAAUUCAAUCCUUUCUUUCAAAGUGAAUGGAUAUGAUUUUAUAAACUUUAUGGUGUAGUUACUCUAAGAACUCUUGGGGAUCUUAAAUUGGAAGGAAAAAGUUUUCCUCUAAUCCACCAUGUGGCAAUUGAUAAAACCAUCCAUAUAUACUUUUAGUCACAUGACUUCUUAAAUGAGUUGUGUGACUUACUUAAAUAAUGUGUGUGAUUUUAUGAAUCACCAUGUAAUGGAUUAGAGGAAAUUCCUCCAAAUUGGUAUGGAGAAAACUGUUGUCCAAUUUGAAAUUGCUAUAUUCACCUCUUGAAGUUAUAAAGUUUGUCAAUGUAGCUGUGACGUACAGCUUUUCCUAAUAUUAGGAAAAUAUUGCUAGAUUUAGGUCGUAUAAAGAGAAAGGUGUCAAAUUUUCACUUAUACAUAAUGAGGUUCUUGUCAAAUGAAUGGAUCCAAAGUUACCUUUUGCUCUAGGUUGACAAACGCUCUUUUCACACUUAAUUGUAAAAGGCCUCCACUUCAAAAAAAAUUUGAGGCCAAUAAACGCAAACAAAUGCGUUCCUAGGGGAUAUAUUCAUUGGAAGUUUGUUAUAAUUUUUUUCUUUACUUUUUGCCUUGGUUAAUUUGUACAUAGAUGUAUCUAAAUAUAUAUAAAAUUAUACUAGCAUCGCAUAAACAUGUGUGUUUGCAUGCAUGUUUGUGUGCACAUUUCCAUAAUGUAUCCAUGUUUUAAUGCAUGCUAUAUGUAUGUGUUUGAGCGUGCAACUGCAGGACAGAUAGUUGCACAGAUGUAGAAUCGUUAGAUUAGAUUUGAAUUAGUGGUUAUGAUCUCGUUUUAGCUAGAGCAGCAUCCUAUUGUCUUAUUUAAGAGUUUUCUGUAGUUGUAAUGGCAACUUGUUCUUGAGAAAUGAAAGAAUUGUUAACGAACUUUUGUGGUUUUUCGCUCCCUUUCAAUUAGGGAUUGAGUUUAUGUGUUCUUGCUAAUUUGAUAGCUUGAACUAGCUAUAUGAUUUUCCUUUUCUUGUUUGAACUAACUAGUUUGAUAGCUAGAGCAGCAACAUAUGUAGCAAGCCUAAAUACAUGUGAUGUGAAACUGAAUAUGAAUGAGAGAUAAAAAGAAUGAGCUUAAGAGUUCAUAUUUAGAAUUGCAUCACAUGUAUUUAGGCUUGCUUAAUAUGCAUCUGGUAGCCCUUCUACUUUGGAACAUCACUUUAAAAGUCAGUCCUAAAGGGGCAUCAUAGUCAUUGAUUAGGUAGAUUAUAUUGCUAGAUCACUGCAGCUACAAAUGUUUGCUAUAACAUUUUUUAUAGAGAUGUUAUUGUGAUCUAGACACAAAAUAAUCUAGAUUGAUGCCUCUGAUGAUCCUUGGUUAUUGAUUUUUCAUGUGUGGGUUCACUUGGAGAAAGCUACCAUGUGCAUAUGCAGUAGGCUCUACUGGUUGCUGUCCUACCUUCAUCCAUACAUUUUUAAGUACUUUACUAGAGCUGUUCAGGACCUUCAGGUCACCAAAUACACCAACCGGCAUUGACCUUCUUGCAGAACCAAACUGAUCGGCAAACAACAGUUUCCGACAAGUCGGUGGUGGUGAUCAGUCCCAAAUAUGCCAAAAUCGACUAGGUCGAUGCAGUGGUUGGCAAGAGAUCAAGAAAACUGCUUAAAAUUUCGCUGACUGGCCUUCUCAUAUAUAAUUUUUCCCAAGUCCCCCUUCUCUUCUGUCAAAUCUUGCACCCGAUCUCAAUUCUCAACUAGGAUAGAGAGAUGUAAAUGUGAUCUGCCAAUCUGGCCUUGUGGUUGUGGUGAUGCUGUGCAUAGUCAUCAUUGAUUUUUUUCAACAUUGCCACCCAUAAAAGCCAUUUUUGGCAGUGAGUCCUCCGUUUUUGUUUCCUUAGUUUUUCACACCACUAUAUAUCUGGUGAUGUUUGUGAGUUUGUAAUUUUCUGGACUUCUAGUUUGUUGGUUAGUUGGAAAGGUAGUUCUAAUAAGUGCAAGAAUUUAUCAGAGUCAUGGGUGGCUCUCUCUUUUUCUUCGUUGAGUCAAAAUCUUUUGAAUUUUCUGUUGAAGAAGGGGGUUCUUUUUUCUCAUUACGUAUCUUUGAGAGAGGCAGAGAUUCACUUCGAUCAGUGUUCUUGGGCAAAGAGAGUGCAAAGAGACUGUUUUCUAUGAUGGAGAAUUUUAUUUACUCUGAGUCCCUUGGACACUUUGCGCGUACUGUUAGAGAUGGCGAGAUGGUGUUUAUUCUACAAUCAGGUUCCAAUGCACAUGGCUCUUUUCUUAUGAUUUCUGAACUUUCACAUGGUCGUUGGAAAGGCUUCAUAGUAGUUCCGAAAGGAAAAUUGGGUAGUGGUUGGAGAGGUUUUGUUUGUCACUUGAAGAAGGCUUUAGCUCUGGGGAACCUUGCCAUUAAUCUGCCCCCAAAACUUUUACCUGGGUCUGAAUUUCAAGCCUCCAAAUCCUUUGCGGCAGCGGUGGUGCAAGGCCGUUAGAGUGAACCCAAAGUUCACAGGCUGGCAGCGGAGGAGCUUGCUCAGACCCAGGAUUCUCACGACAAAGUAAAUCCUAAACAUUUAAUGUUGGAUUCUCGAAUUCCUAACAUAGCAAAUCCGGGUUCUCAGACCCAGGAUUCUCGCGAGAGCUGCCUUGGGAAGGAGAAUGUCUGAUCGGGGCGCUGCACUCUCCUGUUUUCUCAGAUGGGACUGAAGGUAAGGUGCACUUAGACCUUUGUAUUAGAUUGGUUUGUGGGCCUCUUGGUACAUGGGAGAUCAGUUGGUCCAAAGUCAUUGAGGUGGACCCUUCAUUUAGCCAAUCCUCUAACCCAAAGCCCAUUGAUUCCUUUAAGCCCAAACACACACCCACCCCUCCAGUUUGCCAAUAUUCAAACCCAAAGCCCUUUCAAGCCUCAAACCCAAAGCCCAUCUCAAACCAAUGCCUUCGGGUGGCCUAAUACCAAACCCAAAGCCCUUCCAGCCUCUAACCCAAAGCCCAAUCAUAAACCUGUUUAUAAAUGGAAGCCCAAACCCCACCGGCCCUCUUUGACUCAAUAUCAGACCCACCCACACUCCUUCGCAAGCCCCUCCCUCUCACCUUUUCUCUUCGGCAUCUUCAAUUACGGGUAGCGAUAUGAUCGACGCUGAGCCUACUUUGACCCACAUGGAACCGACGUGCACCGAGAAGCUUCUCUCAGUGCCCGACAACUCCGAUGCCUUCGACACUGAGUCUAUGUCCUCCGAUGCUUCCGUGGAUGAGUCCUUGUGCUCUGAUGCUUCCGUGGAUGAGUCCUUGUGCUCCGAUGGUGAUGUGGCUUUGCAACGUAACAUCCAACAGAUCAUUCAUCAGCACACAGACAAUGUCAUCAAGAAAUGGGGGAAUUCCGAGCAGUGGGUUCUUGAAUUACAAGAUGGGAAGAGGGUGGUAGUCCCAAUUCAAAUUUCUUUGCCAUCGGGAGCAGUCGAUGUCGGAGUGGAUGACUCAAACCAGUUAGCGAUGGUUGCGGGGGUGGCUUUAGAAUCUAAGGAGCUUAAUUUAGAACUGGAAAAAGGGAUUGAUGUUAUUGUGGAGGUUUGGGUUUCAGAUAUUUGCUCUGAGGAUGCCUCUCAGUUUGCUGAUUCUUCGCCACCCCUCAAUGUCGAUCCUCUGGCUUUCUCUUUGCCUUUGGGUGCCAUGGAUAUUUCUGAUCAGCCAGCUACUCUGGAUGUCGAGACUUUGCUGGGUAAGGACAUUUACUCGGAAUGGUUUCAGGAUAAAUUCAGUGGCUUUGAUGACUUUCUUGGGACUUCCCUUAAAGGUUUGGAAGAGCCAGCAACCAAAUUCCUGAUGGCUGUUGAGGCUGAGAUACAACAGAGGGUUAUUAAGGAAAAAACUGACAAAGCCGAGAAGAGCUCAGGGAGGAAAGGAAUAAGGGAAUUGAGGGGCUUAUUUAGCUCUGUCAAUUAUGGUUUAGCUUCUUCAAGGCGCACUAGUUAUGGUAAGGACAGAGCUCUUAUUGUUUCCCAAUGAAUUUGAAGAUUUUAUCUUGGAAUGUUAGAGGUUUGAAUGAGAAGGAAAAACGGCUCAAGGUUCGUAAUUUUUUAUGCUCUUGGAAGGCUGAUAUCGUUUGUUUGCAAGAGACAAAAUUGGAAUGGGUUACUAGAGGUCUAGUUAGAAGCAUAUGGAGUUGUCCUUACAUUGAUUGGUUAUAUUUGGGCUCUGAGGGUGCUUUCGGUAGAAUCCUUCUCAUGUGGGAUAGAAGGGUGGUUGAAAAGAUAGAGGAUGCAGUGGGGCAUUUUUCGAUUUCGUGUAGGUUCAAAAAUGUCAGUGACCAAUUUGAGUGGGCCUUCAUAGGUAUCUAUGGUCCAAAUUGGAAUAGGAAGCGUCAACUUAUGCGGGAGGAAUUGGCAGGCUUGAUCAGUUGGUGGAAUUUGCCAUGGUGUUUGGAGGUGAUUUUAAUAUCAUUCGCUUUCCAUCGGAGAGGUUAGGGGCGGGUAGAUUUACUCGCUGCAUGUAUGAUUUCUUGGAUUUUAUUUCUCUUCAUGGGCUUAUGGAUAAUCCUUUAGAGGGAGGCCUUUUCACUUGGUCUAACUCCACCUCAGCCUCUAGAAUUGAUUGGUUUCUCUUCUCUCCGGCUCUAGUAGAAUACUUCUCUCAUUUCUCCCAAAAAAGGCUUCCUAGAGUGUUAUCCGAUCACUUCCCAAUUAUUUUGGAGAGUGAGAGUCAUCGAAGAGGGCAAAUUCCUUUUCGUUUUGAGAAUAUGUGGUUGAAGGCGGAGGGGUUCUUAGAUAAGGUGAAGUCCUGGUGGGAGAAUUACCAUUUUCAAGGGACUCCUAGUUACAUUCUUGCCAAGAAGUUGAUUGCUCUAAAAACGGACCUAAAGAAGUGGAACGAAACAGAUUUUGGCAAUAUCACAGUCAAGAAGCAGCAACUAUGGAGUAAGUUGAAUGCUUUAGAUGUAAAAGAGGACAAUCAACCUUUAUCUGAAGAGGAAAAAUUGGAUCAAGCUACCUUUCGCGCCGAUCUUGAGAAGGUUGCCUUGCUUGAGGAGAUUAGUUGGAGACAAAAGUCCACAAAGUGUUGUUUUUAAAGGAGGGCGAUUCCAAUACGAGGUUUUUUCACAGGAUGGCUAAUUCUAAUAGAAGAAAUAACUGUAUUGAAAACCUUAUGAUUGAUGGGGCUGUGACUACCAACCAAGAUAGGAUCAUUGACCAUGUUGAACAAUUCUUUAUGAACCUAUUCUCUGAGCAGCAUGUGCAGCAUCCUUUCUCGAAUGUAUUGGAUUUUCCAAGGAUUUCUGGGGAUAAUGUGGAUUAGUUAGAGAAACCUUUUGAGGAAUCUGAGGUUUUAGAAGUCAUCAAGGAGUUUAACAGGGAUAAAUCUCUUGGGCCUGACGGUUUUUCAAUGGCUUUCUUUCAAGCUUGCUGGGGGAUUCUCAAAUCAGACAUCAUGGCUGUGUUCCACCACUUCCAUGUCACUGGUCAGUUUGAAAAAAGCUUGAAUGCAACCUUCAUUGCUCUCAUUCCUAAAAAAGCUGUAGCAGUGGACAUAAAGGACUUUCGGCCCAUUUGCCUUGUUUGGGGGGGGGGGGGUGGUUUAUAAAAUUCUUGCUAAAGUUUUGGCUUCUCGUCUUUGCAUGGUUUUAGGAGAGAUCAUCUCUGCUCCUCAGAAUGCCUUUGUUCUUAAUAGGCAGAUUCUUGAUUCUGUUCUCAUUGCUAAUCAAUGUCUUGAUAGUAGAUUGAAGUCUGGUCAGCCAGGGUUGUUAUGCAAAUUGGACAUUGAGAAAGCCUUUGAUCAUGUGAACUGGGGAUUUCUUACUCUCUUGCUUGAGCGUUGUGGUUUUUCUGAUAAGUGGAGGCAAUGGAUCUCUUUUUGUUUAUCCACGGUUCGUUUUUCUAUCCUUAUUAAUGGUACUCCCCAUGGGUUCUUUGGAAGUUCAAGGGGGUUGCGGCAAGGUGAUCCUUUGUCCCCCUUGUUAUUUGUAUUGGUUAUGGAAGCCGUUGGUAGAAUGUUGGAUAAGGCUAUACAUGAAGGUCAUUUGUCAGGUUUUAAUGUAGGUGCUUCUGCUGGUAGAUCUUUGAUGGUUUCUUAUCUCCUUUUCGCUAAUGAUACUCUAAUUUUUUGUGAUGCUAAUAUUGAUCAAAUGCUGAUUCUCCGUAUGGUGCUCAUUUGGUUUGAGGCUGUGUCUGGUCUGAAGGUUAAUUGGGGUAAGUCUGAGCUGGUGGCUGUGGGGGCUGUUCAUAACAUGGAUCUUUUGGUGGCUGUCUUAGGCUGCAAGCAAGGGUCCCUCCCAAUGAAAUAUUUGGGUCUUCCUUUGGGGGCAAAAUUUAAGGACAAGUCUAUUUGGAAUUCUUGAGAAGAUGUAAAGAAAAUUAGCAGGUUGGAAAAAAUUAUAUUUAUCCAAGGGGGGUAGAGUCACAUUAAUUAAAAGCACACUCUCUAAUCUUCCUACUUAUUUUCUCUCUUUAUUCCCUAUUCCUUCUUCUGUGGCCAACUGUAUUGCUAGACUUUAGCGGGAUUUUCUGUGGGGUGGCAUAGGAGAUGAGCCCAAAUUUCAUCUGGUUGAUUGGUCUACGGUGUGUACACCGCUUUCUUUAGGUGGAUUAGGGAUUAGGAAUUUGAGAACUUUCAAUGUAGCUCUUUUAGGGAAAUGGCUUUGGAGAUUUGGGCAAGAAAGGGAUGCUCUUUGGUGUCAAGUGAUAAAUGUGAAGUAUGGUUAUGAUUGGGGUGGUUGGUGUUCUAGCUUUUUCUCUGGUCCUUAUGGAGUCAGUUUGUGGAAAAAUAUUAGAAGGGGGUGGCACUCUUUAUCUCGGUUUAUUAUGUAUGAAAUUGGAGAUGGAUCAAAAGUGCAGUUUUGGCUAGAUUGUUGGUGUGGGACUUCUUCGCUCGCAGUCCGCUAUCCUGAAUUAAAUAGGAUUAGCUGUAGUAAAGAGGCAAGUGUGGCAGAUCUAAUGAGGUACUCCAAUGGAGUCCUCCAUUAGGAGAUUCAGUUUUGUAGGGAGGUGCAUAAUCGUGAAUUGGAAGCUUUCAGGAGCUUCAUCAAUUCCAUUUAUAGCACUCCUGUAAGGGGAAUCGAGGAGGAUAAGAGAUGUUGGCUGCCUUGUAAGAGUAAGGGGUUCACAGUUAGUGCAUACUACCAUCUUCUUGUUGGCCAUAGUGAGCAGUUUUUCCCUUGGAAAAGCAUUUGGAAGCAGAAGAUCCCCUCUAGAGUGGCUUUUUUUGUCUGGACCGCAGCCUUGGGGAAAUGUCUGACAAUUGACAAUUUAAGGAAAAGAAAGGUUUGUAUUUUGGAUUGGUGUUAUAUGUGCAAGUGUAAUAGUGAAAGUAUUGACCAUCUUUUCCUUCAUUGCCCGGUUGCUUCGGAGCUAUGGGAUAUGGUUUUUGGUUUAUUUGGAGUUAGUUGGGUCAUGCCAUUGUCUGUUGUUGGGCUCUUUGCUUGUUGGCAAGGUCGUUUUGGUCGCCAUCGUAAUGGAGAUAUUUGGAAGGUCGUUCCUCUUUGUUUGAUAUGGUGUAUUUGGAAGGAGAGAAAUAGUAGGUGUUUUGAAGACAUUGAGUGUUCCAUGCCUGAUCUCAAGCUUCUUUUUCUCCGAACCUUAUUUGACUGGUUCUCUGUGUGGAGAAACCAACCUUUUUCUACUAUCUUGGAUUUACUUGACUUUUGUAAUAUUCGUUUUUAAUUUGUUCACCCCUGUAUACUUCCUGUGUACUUGGGUGUCUCUCUGUUUUGAUAUCAAUGAAUCCUUAUUACUUAUCCAAAAAAAAAAAAAAUUCUGGACUUCUGUUUUGUAACUGAGUCAACUGACAAAAUCAGUAGAACUGUAGACCUGAGUCGUGCAGCUCAUUUCCCAAUUUUGGGAAACCAAUGAGGCCAUUGUGGUGAAAAAACCUCGGCAAAAUUUGACUGCAUCAUACCAUGUAAAGGUGUACUUCAAACAAGUCUCCUUUGUACAUAAUUAACUGAGUUUAAAUUUAGCCUUUCAAUUGUAUGUUCUUUUUUUUUUUAUAGGUAACAUGAGAACUAUUAUUAAUAAAUAAAAGAUGAAUAAUACAAGCUGUUCAUGAUGAUGAACAAAAAGAAACAGAAGAAACAAACAGCCAGACGAAGAAGAGGGAAAUCAAAUAGAUAAUCUAAGGGAAAACAAAAACUCUGGAAGAGACGAAGACUCAGUAAAAUCCCAACAACGAGACCACUCAAAAAGACUACGUUGGCUUAAAACCUUCAACUCAUCCAACGUCUUCUCCUUGUUCUCAAAGGAACGACGAUUCCGUUCCAACCAAACAAUCCACAUUAUGCACCCUGGAAUCAAAUUCAAAAUAUUCGAAUUGUGCUUCCUGAGCCACUGAUGCCAACAAGACAACAAUCCCACCACCGAUCUUGGCAUAACCCAAUGAAUACCAUAAGCCUGAAGCAUGAAGGCCCAUAAGGUAUGUGUAAUAGGACAGUGAAGAAGGAGAUGGUCAACCGACUCCCCAUCACAACAACACAUACAACACCAAUUUGUCAAAAUGCAACCCCUAAGCAUGAGAUUAUCCAACGUGAGAAUCCGAUCAUGAGCAGCUGUCCACAAGAAGGCUACUCGCUUAGGAAUCUUAGGUUUCCAAACAUCCUUCCAAGGAAACUGAGAAUUCGGAUUACCCUGGAUUGCAUGGUAAUACGAUCGGGUGUCAAACCUACCAUUACCUUUGAGCCGCCAACAAAGAGAAUCCCUCCUAUCACCCCGUGGAAUACGAGGUUGGAUAAACUGAAGUAGGGAAAAAGAUGCAGCAAGCUCCCAAUCUUCGAAAGCUCUGUAAAACCUUAAAUCCCACACUCUUAUAAUGUUCCUGUCAUUACACUUUCUUAGCUAAUUAAAAAAAAAAACAUUCUAUCCUACCAACCAAACACAUAAAAUGAAAAAUUAGUAUCUACUCCACCCUUCCUUCUUUCUAUCCUUUCUGUCUUUUCCAUCAUUUCACCUUUUCAUCCUCCUUACUAAACACAAAGGUAGAAACUGCAAUUUUGUCUUUUUAAAAAUUAUAUAU
Molecule: messenger RNA, 9218 nt
Organism: Quercus lobata
Lineage: Eukaryota; Viridiplantae; Streptophyta; Magnoliopsida; Fagales; Fagaceae
Exons: 1
Coding region: 3351-4226 (291 amino acids)
Source: RefSeq, a predicted model, not a curated record